Loa loa (African eye worm) is the source of this 318-nucleotide messenger RNA. RefSeq lists its product as hypothetical. Lineage: Eukaryota; Metazoa; Nematoda; Chromadorea; Rhabditida; Onchocercidae. The record is from RefSeq and is a predicted model, not a curated record. The transcript has a single exon. The coding region runs from base 1 to 318 and encodes 105 amino acids.
AUGUUCCCGUGGCGACAAGAAUUAAAUCGAGAACGACGUCUAUUUAUCCUUCAACGGAUUCGAUUAAUUUUAAUUUCUGGCCGCUGUUCAUGGGCCCAGGCUAUUCCAACUAUUGAUCUUCAUGCUUCACUUGUGGCUGCUGAACGAAAAGCAUAUGAUCAUGCUCGAACAUUUGAUGCUUAUGUAUGCUUAAUUUUUACAUUUGCUGGUGAUGAAGCAAGACGUCGAUUUCAAACACAACAGCAACAUCAAUUGGAACAACAUGAAGGACGAAAUGAAUUAGCAUCGAAUAUUUCAGAAAAUGGACAACAAUUAUGA